CUCUGAUCUUGCAGCCUGUCUACAGUCGUGAGAGAAACCUAGGCUUGUUCUUAUUGUCUUCUUGGCUGCUGUUGGUUCUGUGGUCUCUACAGACGAUCCUACGCUGCUUCCGUAAUAUCAAUAAUGUCACCGAAAAAUGGCAAGCCCAACUUAAGCCAUUCCCAGGUAUCUGAGAUUGUGAAGAGGCUCUACCGGCUGACUGCAUCAGUGAUUAAGUCUCUGCCCAGUUAUGAUGACCAGAACUUCUAUGUGGCGCCCAGUGAGGGUGGCGAGUAUAUCCUGAAGAUAAUGAACUCAGAGGACAGCAAGAAUACCUUGCUGAUUGAGGUGCAGACAUACACCAUGUCCUUCCUACAACAGAAUGGAAUUCCUGCUCAAACCGCGCUGCCCAACACCUCAGGAGAGCGAAUGAGUCUGGAGGAAAUUGAUUGUGGUUUUGGCAGUCAGAAGUACCUGGUGAGACUGUUGACCUAUUUGCCUGGGACAACCAUCUCCAAGGUUCCUUCAACUACACAGCUGCUGUAUGAAAUGGGGAAAACUGCAGCUAAAAUGGACACAGUCAUUAAAAAGAUGAAACACCCUCAUCUUCACGUGCUGGACAGAGAGGGCUUCAAAUGGAGUCUGUCAAAUGUUGCCCUCCUGGAAGAUUACCUCUAUGUGUUAGACGGAGAGCCUCUGCUGGAGGUUGUGAAGUCUGUAAUCCAAGCGUACAAGAGCUCUGUGGAUCCCAAACGCUCUAGUUUUCGCAAAUGCAUUAACCAUGGCGACUUCAAUGACCUCAAUGUCCUCGUACAGCCUAAUGAAAAAGAAGGCUAUAGGAUCACCGGUAUUCUGGACUUUGGCGACAUGAAUAGUGGCUACUACAUCCAUGAGCUUGCAAUCACCGUCAUGUACAUGAUGAUUGAGCACCCUAAACCCAUCGAGGUGGGUGGACCCGUCCUUGCUGGCUGGGAAAGCGUCCUUCCUCUCAAUGAGGUGGAGAAAGAUUGUCUAUAUUUGCUGGUGCUGUCCCGCUUUUGCCAGUCCUUACUUAUAGCUCGUUACUCUGUGACCUUGCAGCCAGAAAAUGAAGAGUAUCUGAUGAUUUCAUCCAGAAAGGGUGUUAACAUUCUCCAGCAGCUCUGGGAGUUAGGAAAGGAGCAGGUGGAGAAGCUGUGGUUUGAGACUGCUGCUCAGCUCAGUGACAAAAGUGAAAGACAGGAACAAACGCAUUCAUGAAGGCAGUGACUCCACCGAGCGACAAUUUGUCCAAAAAAAACGAAGAUUGUGUUUCCACAGUUAAAACAGUUUAUCUUUUAAACUUGUUUUAUUUCAGAAAGAACAACAAGGAAUGUCAAAGUGUUUCAAUCAAGCUAGAGGAGUGUAUAAUGUGUCUGAGAAGAACUUUAGAUACUGUUGUGGAAUAAGGGAAAUAUUUUACUGCUACUCAUACUCAUCAUUAUUACCAUUGCAUUAAUCAAAUUAAUUACAAUUGAGUGAAGGCCUGAAUGUAUCCGGCUUCUUGUUGCAUCGGAGUUUGCUUAGUAACAGGUGACAGAAGAUGGGCCAAAAAGGAGGACCAGUCCCUGGGAAACGUCAGAGCCUGAAUCCAUCGCCAUAUUUGGAGAAGAUGCUAGAGAGGGGAACUUCAGUGUCGGCAUUUAUCUCUUAAGAUUGCUCAUUGUCUAUAAAACAUGCAAAUGAUGUUCUUAAAAUACAAAUUAUGUUCCUGUACAACGCGAGAAGGGGCGUUAACCAACCCGGACGUUAUAAAAGCAAUCUGAAGUGUAUUUUUGGGCGGAGAUCUACAUCUGAUGUUUUGCAGUGUUCAUCUUCCCACACGUGUGUUCAAUAAACUCAUCUGUUUGA
Neolamprologus brichardi is the source of this 1848-nucleotide messenger RNA. Lineage: Eukaryota; Metazoa; Chordata; Actinopteri; Cichliformes; Cichlidae. The record is from RefSeq and is a predicted model, not a curated record.